AAAACAUGCAUGAGCUAAAUCAAGAUAGUAUAAGCUUUGAGAGAUAGAAAAUUAAAAAGAAUAUGGGGAAGAGAGACAUCUUGGAGAGCCUAGGAGACUUCUCCAACAAAGAAGGUUGGGACAAGUUCUUCGCCGGCCGGCAACUCGACAACCCUUACGAGUGGUAUGUCGAGUGGCCGGAGCUCUGCGACCUCCUUCUCUCUCAUCUCUCUGCCUCCUCGGCUUCCCAAAUUCUGAUUCCAGGAUGCGGUGUUUCCCGCCUUUCCGAACACCUCUACGAUGUUGGCUUUCAAAGCAUCACCAACAUCGACUUUGCUAAAGUUGCUAUUUCUAAUAUGUCCCGUCGUAACACUCGUCAACGUCCUUAUAUGCGGUGGCGCGUCAUGGACAUGACUAGCAUGCAGUUUUUGGAUGAAAGCUUUGAUGCAAUUAUUGACAAAGGAGGAUUGGAUGCACUUGUCGAAGCUGAGGAUGGAGCCAUGCUGGCAAAUCAAUAUUUGUCCGAGAUGAAAAGGGUCACCAAAUCUGGAGGGAAAUUCAUUUGCUUUACCUUUGCAGAACCUCAUGUUUUAGGUUUGCUGUUCUCCGAGCUCCGACGAGGAUGGAAAACAAGUAUUGAGGCAGUAGCUGAAAAUUCAGCAAAAAAAGCAAUAUAUCCUUCAUUCAUGGUGGUUGCUGAAAAGUCUGAUGACUCUACUUCUUGCCACCCCUUGAUGGCUUCCCUCGCUCUUUCUUCUUUCCAUUUCAAUGCCACCCAGGCUACUGAGUUCCACGAAGCGGUAGAGAAGGAGAACAAAAUCCGAGAGGAGUAUUCAAAGGGCAAUUACGCCAUUUCACACUCGCUCGAAGGUGUGCAAUUUGGAGACAAGAGAGAACCAAAGAACCUUCACAAACAUGCUUGGAUCAAACACAUUUUGGGUGCAAGAAUGCUCGAGGAAGCCAUUGCCUAAGAAAAACACAAUAUUUCUAGUUGGAGAAAAAAAAGAGUGGGUAUAUGAAAUGAAAUUAUGUGUCAUAAUCUUAUGUAAUGGUUUCGAGUGUCGUAGAGAUAGUUCAACUAGCAAAAAUACGACUCGUCUUGGGUUCAAAUCCUUCUACCUUCAAUUAUCUUUGUCGGGAGAAAUAAAUGUACGUAUUAGUUAUGUGUGGGAGAAGUUAUAUGCAGGUGUGGAAUGUUACCGUGUUUAUAAAUAAAUGAAUAUGGUGUGGUUAUUGUGUAUACUUA
Momordica charantia (bitter melon) is the source of this 1225-nucleotide messenger RNA. RefSeq lists its product as uncharacterized. Gene Ontology annotation, molecular function: S-adenosylmethionine-dependent methyltransferase activity. NCBI's taxonomy places the organism in Eukaryota, Viridiplantae, Streptophyta, Magnoliopsida, Cucurbitales, Cucurbitaceae. The record is from RefSeq and is a predicted model, not a curated record.